This is a messenger RNA of Populus euphratica (Euphrates poplar), 681 nucleotides long. Its product is annotated as CASP-like protein 4B1. Lineage: Eukaryota; Viridiplantae; Streptophyta; Magnoliopsida; Malpighiales; Salicaceae. The transcript is spliced from 2 exons. The record is from RefSeq and is a predicted model, not a curated record. The coding region runs from base 95 to 493 and encodes 132 amino acids.
CGAGCAGAACUCCUCCCCUGCUUGUCUUUAUAAAAUCCUGUUUCUUAUUUGCACGUUGUUCUGUUUUCUUGAAAUUUAAGAAAUUAAGCUGAAGAUGUCAAAUUCAAAGGAUACACCACCGAAGAAGGACGUAGAAUCGCCGGCGACUGAAAAUACAACACCUGCGGCGGAGACAGGAACUGGGUUUGGUGUUGCGCCGAUUACAAGGAGAUGGAGAAGAGAGGACAUGUUAAAGAGAGGGUCAUUAGCAUUGAGAGGAUUGGCUUUCUUAUUUUCUUUGCUUGCUUUUAUCAUCAUGGCCAGUAACAAACAUGGAGAUUGGAAAGAUUUUGAUAAAUAUGAAGAGUACAGGUAUUUGUUGGCAAUAGCAAUACUUUCGACUUUUUAUACGGCCGGGCAAGUGUUAAGACAUGUUCAAGAGCUUUCGACUGGGAAACAAAUGUUAGAAAAGAGGACUUCUGCCAUGGUUGAUUUCUUUGGGGAUCAGGUUUGACUCUCUAAUUCCUUUUUGUUGUAAUACAUUUCUGUGAUUUGUUUAGUUUCUAAGAAAUGGUUACGUAUUGGAAUUUGAUCUUUGAUUUGGACUUUGAUGGGUUUAAUUUGAUUGAUGGUUAAGAUUUGUUGAAUUUUGUGAAGUAGGGGCUGCUAUAUCCCAAGUUCCAUUCUGCCAGUCUUCUUGAC